UCAAGUUGCGUCAGAAAAAAUCGGAGAAACAAUCUGCUGCUGUCACCACUCUGCUCAGAGUUCAUGAAUUCAUUCAUAAAUCUUCUUACAAUCUCAAACGCCAAAGUCUUUGUUCUUCUAAAGAUUAGUUUCCUUCUUACUCUUUCUCUCAAUGUUUCCUUCUUCUUCUUCUCGCACUUGGGUAUAUGAUGUUUUCCCCAGCUUCAGCGGAGAGGACGUCCUGGUAACUUUCCUCAGCCACUUUCUCAAGGAACUGGAUCGAAAGUUGAUCAUUUCUUUCAAAGACAUCGAGAUUGAAAGAAGCCGAUCACUCAGUCCCGAGCUUGAACUGGCGAUAUUGGAUUCGAGGAUCGCAGUAGUUUUGUUCUCUAAAAACUACGCUUCUUCGAGCUGGUGCCUUAACGAGCUGCUGCAGAUCGUGAGAUGCAAGAAAGAGUUUGGCCAACUUGUGAUUCCCAUUUUCUACGGUUUGGAUCCUUCCCAUGUGAGGAAACAGACCGGAGACUUUGGAAAGAAGUUUCGAAAGACUUGCAGAAACAAAACAGAGGAACUGAUAAAUCAAUGGGAGAAAGCGUUGACCGAUGUUUCAAAUAUCCUCGGAUAUCAUUCUGUAUUGUGCUUUACAUCAUAUUAUAUAGCUAUAUCAACAUUUAUAAUGUUGUCUCAUGUUUGUGAAAUGAUCGUUCUCCGUGUUAGGGGUAACGAAGCAAAACUGGUUGAAGAAAUAACCAAUGAUGUUUUGGGUAAACUGCUUUUAAAUGCAUCGAAGCAUUCUAAGGAGUUUGUUGGCAUCGAAGAUCAUAUUGCUCAGAUGAGUGAAUUGUUAUAUUUGGAAUCUCAGGAAGUGAGGAUGGUUGGUAUAUGGGGUACAGCGGGAAUUGGGAAGACUACCAUUGCAAGGGCUUUGUUCCGUCGACUUUCUCGGCACUUCCAAAGUUCUAUUUUCAUAGACAGGGGUUUCGUAUAUAAGAGUGUGGAAAACUAUAGUAGAUCCAAUCGAGAGGACCCCAGCAUGAAGUUACGUUUACAAGGAAAUUUCCUAUCGGCAAUUCUAGGGAAAAAGGACAUAAAGAUCGAUCAUUUAGGUGCACUGGGAGAGAGGCUGAAACACCAGAGAGUUCUUAUUUUUAUUGAUGAUUUGGACGAUAACGUAGUCUUAGAUACCUUGGCAGGUGAAACUCAAUGGUUUGGAAGUGGGAGCAGAAUCAUUGUGAUUACAAAUGAUAAGCAUCUUUUAGAGGCCCAUGAGAUUGAUCAUAUAUACAAGGUUGAUUUCCCAUCUUGGAAGCAAUCUCUCCAGAUGUUAUGUUUAUCAGCUUUCAGGAAAAACUCUCCACCUGAAGGUUUUGAGAAGCUCGUAUGUACAGUCGCAAACCUUGCAGGUAAUCUUCCUUUGGGUCUUACUGCGUUGGGUUCAUCUCUUCAGGGGAGGAAUAAGGAGUAUUGGAUGGAUAUCUUGCCAAGACUUCGUAAUGGUCUAGAUGGGAAAAUUGAGAAGACAUUGAGUGUCAGCUACGACGGGUUAGAUAGCGAAGAAGAUAAAGCUAUAUUUCGUCACAUCGCAUGCCUUUUCAAUAAUGUGGAAUUCGCAUACCUGAAAUUGUUGCUCGCAGAUAGUGUCUUGAGUGUUAAUAUUGCACUAGAAAAUCUAUAUGAUAAAUCCCUUAUUCAUGUCAGAUGGGGUAACGUGGUGAUGCACAGUUUGCUACAAAAAAUGGGUACAAAUAUUGUUCGCACACAAUCCAUUGACAAGCCCGGGAAACGAGAAUUUCUGUGGGAUUCAAAGGAUAUUUGUGAUGUACUUGUUGGAAACACUGGUACUUCAAGGAUUUUAGGUAUAUCAUUGGAUAUUGAUGAGAUUUAUGGGGUGUAUGUACAUGAGGGUGCCUUCAAAGGGAUGUGCAAUCUCCGUUUCCUAGACAUUUACUCGACGAUAUCUGCACCGGGAAAAGAAGUCGAAUUGCACUUACUCGACGAUAUCUCGAGUUUCGUCGCUUACAUGUCUCAAGAAGAUGGAUAUGUGGGGAUCUCUAAACUUGAAAGAGAUUCCAGAUCUUUCAAUGGCCACCAAUCUCGAGGAACUUAAUCUUCAGUCUUGUGGGAGUUUUGUGGAGCUUCCUUCCUCUAUUCGAAAUCUCAAUAAACUAACGAAAUUAGAAAUGAAUAACUGCUAUAAUUUGAAGACUCUUCCAACCGGCAUGAACCUCAGAUCUCUCGACCACAUUAAUCUCGAUGGAUGCUCGCGGUUGGGGGCUUUUCCUGAAAUCUCAACCAACACCUCCUAUCUCAUUUUGCAGCGAACAGCCAUUGAAGAGUUCCCUACCAAUUUACGUCUCGAGAAUCUCGUUGUGCUUCACAUGCAUUCGAUAAAGAAUGAGAAACUAUUGGAAGGAGUAAAGGUAUGAAGUUCCAAAUUUUAAGUUUUUCUCCGACCUCUUUUACCAACAUUUUUAACAAGAAAUCACUGUUUU
This is a messenger RNA of Camelina sativa (false flax), 2471 nucleotides long. Its product is annotated as disease resistance protein RPS6-like. NCBI's taxonomy places the organism in Eukaryota, Viridiplantae, Streptophyta, Magnoliopsida, Brassicales, Brassicaceae. Gene Ontology annotation, biological process: defense response; signal transduction. The record is from RefSeq and is a predicted model, not a curated record. Gene Ontology annotation, molecular function: ADP binding; ATP hydrolysis activity.